UAGGUGGGUCAAAAUCAGGUUGGAAUUCUCAACUUGACCCAACCCAUUUAAUUAAACGGGUUGGAUCAGGUCGACCCAUUUAAUUAAACGGGUUCAAAAUUUUGACCCAAUCCAUUAUUAAUGGGUUGGGUUCGGGUCGGGUUGGGUAAUAUUUUGCCAGCUCUAUUCUCGUGGUAGGGCCGUUGAGGGAAAGAACAAAGUACGUCAAACACUAUAAACAUUAUUUCUCAUACGCAAAGAAAAGACUUCCAUGCGAAGCAAAUGAGGAAGAACCAACUACAGUCAAGUAGUCAACACUCUUAAUUCUCCACUUCAAAAUCUCAUACUCACACUACUAAACUAUCCAUUUUCAAAAUCUUCACUUUCCCAUAUCCUUUUUCUCCAAGAGAGUGUCUUUUUUCAACAUUAUACUUUGAUCAACUUCAAAAUCCUAGUCUUUGUUGUUUAUGCAGACAUUCUGGUAAAAUGGGAUCAGAGAAAAACGAUAGAGUUUCUGUGGUUACUCAGCUUAGUUUUGGCGGGUUUGGCAAUGAUGUAACUGCCAAAAUGUUUGCUGACUACCUCGGUAAUGAAUUGGGAGUACUUGUUUUGAGGUGUAGAUUGAAGAAAUCAUGGACCCCGCCAGAGUCAUAUCCGGACUUCCAAAUUCAAAAUUUUGAAGAUUUAGAGAAUACAGAUGAUUAUGAGAAGGUGGAGCCCCAUGCCUUCGUGCAUUUUGCUAGGCCUGAAUCAGUGUGUCGGGUUCUUGAUGCCGCAGGGCGUGGUGAUCUUAUUCUGUCUGGGAAAGUACUCAAAGUGAGUACAGGACCUCAGAACCCGUUGCGGAUUAAUGAGAGGAGGAUGACAACUACUCCAAUUAAGUUGACUGAUGUUCGUCUUGACAUUGGGACUCUUGUCAGUCGGGAGGAACUGAUUGUGGGGUGGAAAGGUCCUCCUACUGGUAUUGAUUUUCUUGUAGAUCCUUUUAAUGGAACCUGCAAGUUCCAAUUUACUAGGGAGACUGUCUUCUCUUUCAAAGAUGAAAGGAAAAAUGCCAUAAUCAGAUGCAAUUUUAAAGUGGAAUUUUUGGUCAGGGAGAUCAAUGAAAUCAAAGAAUAUAAAGAUCUUGCAGCAUUAGUUAUCUUGUUGCAGCUGUCGUCUUCUCCUUUGCUCUCGUACCGUUCAGCAGAUGACGAUAUUUUUGAGCCCAUUCCGAUUGAUCUUUUGGAUGACGAUGAUCCUUGGAUAAGGACAACAGAUUUCACACCGAGUGGGGCAAUUGGCAGGUGUAAUUCGUACAGAAUCUCACUCUCGCCUCGUAAUCGUGGCAAGCUAAAUAGAGUUAUCAAGUAUCUUAUGGAACGACGAGUCUCAGUUGAGUAUCCUAAACAGCUACUUAGGGUCACCGAUGAGCAUAAUCAUUGUUUGCGGAACUUAUCUGAUCCCUUUUUUUGUGUUCAAUAUGAAGAAGGGGUUCCAUUUGAAGUCACCUUUAUGCUGAAUGCUGCUGUGCAUAAAGGAAUCAUAAAUGAAUACCAGCUAUCUGGCAAAUUCUUUGAUCUGCUUAGAACUCAAUCAGCAGAGGUCAAUUUAGCAGCAUUAAGGCACAUCUGUUCUUACAAGCGCCCUGUAUUUGAUGCUUACAAGAGGCUGAAACUAGUCCACGACUGGCUGCUUAGGAAUCCUAGGCUGCUGAGGGACCCAAAAAAGUUGUCUGAUAUCGUAGAAGUCAGGAGGCUGAUCAUCACCCCAACGAAAGCCUACUGUCUUCCACCUGAAGUCGAACUUUCCAAUCGGGUUCUUAGGCAUUACAGGGAUGUGUCUGAUCGGUUUUUAAGAGUAACUUUUAUGGACGAAGCAAUGCAGAUGUUGAACUCCAAUGUCCUUUCCUAUUAUGCCCCCCCUAUUGUGAAGAUGAUCACGUCAAAUACAUAUCUUCAGAGGACAUCGGUUUUCAAGAGGGUGAACGUGAUGUUAAAGCAAGGUUUCAAGUUGUGUGGGAGGACUUACACCUUCUUGGCUUUCUCCUCCAACCAGUUGAGGGAUCGAUCUGCUUGGUUUUUUGCUGAAGACAAGAAGGACAAGAGAUUAACUGUAACUAGCAUCAGAAACUGGAUGGGGAAGUUCACCAACAGGAACGUUGCUAAGUGUGCUGCGAGGAUGGGACAGUGUUUCUCAUCCACAUACGCAACCGUUGAAGUUUCACCAGACCAUGUUGAGUCGGAGCUUCCUGAUAUUGAAAGGAAUGGUUAUGUCUUCUCUGAUGGAAUCGGCAUUAUAACACCAGAUCUUGCCCUUGAGGUUGCGGAAAAACUGCAAAUGAAAGACAAUCCACCUUGUGCAUAUCAGAUCAGGUUUGCAGGUUGCAAAGGUGUUGUGGCAUGCUGGCCCACCAAAAAUGACAACAUCAGAAUAUAUCUCCGGCCAAGUAUGAACAAGUUUCAGUCAAGGCACACAGUUGUUGAAGUCUGUUCAUGGACAAGAUUCCAACCAGGGUUUCUGAAUCGGCAAAUCAUUACCUUACUGUCAGCACUCGACGUUUCUGACGAUGUUUUUUGGAGAAUGCAGGAAACAAUGAUAUCUAAGCUAGAUCAGAUGCUGCUGAACACUGAGGUUGCAUUUGAUGUUCUAACAGCUUCAUGUGCUGAGCAAGGAAAUACAGCAGCUAUUAUGUUAAGUGCCGGGUUUAAGCCACAAACGGAGCCACAUCUCCGUGGCAUGCUGUCUUGCAUUAGGGCAGCGCAGCUGGGGGAUUUAAGAGAGAAAGCUAGAAUUUUUGUGCAAUCGGGCAGAUGGUUGAUGGGCUGUCUAGAUGAAGCUGGUGUUCUUGAACAAGGGCAGUGCUUUAUACAAGUAUCAAAUCCUUCACUCCAGAACUGCUUUUCAAAACAUGGUUCGAGGUUUUCAGAAGUGAAAAAGGAUUUACAGAUUAUAAAGGGCCUCGUUAUAGUUGCUAAAAAUCCUUGUCUCCAUCCAGGAGAUAUAAGGAUCUUAGAGGCUGUAGAUUCCCCAAAGUUGCAUCAUCUUUUUGACUGUCUUAUCUUCCCUCAGAAGGGGGAGAGACCACAUACAAAUGAAGCCUCUGGUAGUGAUUUGGAUGGUGAUCUUUACUUUGUCAGUUGGGAUGACAAUCUCAUCCCCCCUAGUAAGCGAAGCUGGAUACCUAUGGAGUAUACACCUGCUGUUGUAAAGGAAUUGCCGCGUGCAGUGAACCAUCUGGACAUAAUCGAUUUCUUUACAAAGAACAUGGUCAAUGAAAAUUUAGGCACAAUCUGCAAUGCCCAUGUUGUUCAUGCUGACCUUCAUCCAUAUGGAGCCUUAGACGAGAAUUGUCUUAAAUUAGCAGAACUUGCUGCAUUGGCUGUGGAUUUCCCAAAGACAGGCAAGAUAGUGACAAUGCCUAACAAUUUGAAACCAAAAUUGUAUCCUGAUUUCAUGGGAAAACCAGAGAAUCAAUCUUACACGUCUGACAAGAUUCUCGGAAGAUUAUACAGGAGAAUCAAGGAUGCUUUUUAUGAUCAAGACAGUCCUCCCUCUUCUGAAUUAAAUGUCAGUCCUGGGGAUAUAACCUACGACACAGAUCUUGAGGUUCCAGGUUCAGACGAAUUCACCAACGAGGCGUGGAGUCUCAAGUGCUCUUAUGUAGGACAGCUUAGUGGUCUGAUGGCACAGUAUAAGGUCAGCAAUGAAGAGGAGAUUGUCACAGGACAUGUAUGGUCGAUGCCCAAGUCCAGCAGCAAGAAGAUUGGGGAGCUCAAGGAAAAACUCAAGCAUGCUUAUAGUUGUCUGAAGAGAGAGUUUAGGCAACAUUUUGAUAAACUCGGUGCUGAUGUUGAACAUCUGAGUGAUGAGGAGAAGAAUUUGGUUUUCGAGAAGAAGGCUUCAGCAUGGUAUCAAGUGACUUAUCAUCCUGAAUGGGUGAAGAGGUCAACUGAGUUACAAGGCCCAGAUGGCGAGGGACUGGCAGAUGUGAUUUUGAGUUUUGCUUGGGUCCCAGCUGAUUACCUUGCUCGUAUCAAGGUAAAGCGUGGAUGUAAGGGAACCCAGGAUGAUAUGCAGAAGCCUAUUAAUUCUUUGGCAAGCUACCUUGCGAAGUGCAUGCAGAUAUCCUGAAUGCUCCUGUUUGUUGACGUACAUCGGCCGCAGGGCCACUCUGCCAUUUUUUGUGUAAGCUCUUCCUUGUCGACUUGUCUCUCUUUUGAUGUUGCAAAUACUAUAGUCUAUGCCACAGCUUCAAAUCUCAAUGUGUGAUCUUAUGGAACUAUCUAGUGGCCAUUUGAGCUGUAUUUAUUUUCAAGUUCUUUGUUUGAUGGUAUUCCCUAUAUUGCAAAAGUAAUGUAUUACAGUAUGAGCAAUAUAUCUCAGAAGUUUGCUGUAAGUGUGAUUGGUUAUCAGAGUUGUUCAUUCUAGCAAGGAUAUAAUUGCUGGCAAAAUAAUGAUAUUCUCCUUUAACAAAAUAUUAUCCUCCAGUCUUUCAUUCUUCUUUC
This is a messenger RNA of Beta vulgaris subsp. vulgaris (sugar beet), 4466 nucleotides long. Its product is annotated as RNA-dependent RNA polymerase 6. Gene Ontology annotation, molecular function: RNA-directed RNA polymerase activity. The coding region runs from base 466 to 4092 and encodes 1208 amino acids. Gene Ontology annotation, biological process: siRNA processing. Gene Ontology annotation, cellular component: nuclear RNA-directed RNA polymerase complex. The record is from RefSeq and is a predicted model, not a curated record. The transcript has 3 exons. Lineage: Eukaryota; Viridiplantae; Streptophyta; Magnoliopsida; Caryophyllales; Amaranthaceae.